CAACGUCAAGUGCCUGACGGCAGUCUCGACCACGUGCUCGCGAAGUGUCCUUCCAAAGGAUUAAAAUGUUCACUUUUUAAACAGGAACUGGCAGAGUCGUCCCCUGAAAAAUCUCUUUUCCGAACAUGACACCAGAAAAAGUACGAACGCAAAUACAUCAGCAAUAAAAUUAGAAGCAAUACAAUAAUAGCCUCUCGAGUUUAAAGGCAAUGUAAUUAUACGAUUGCGACUAUCACACGAGACGCACCAAAAGCAAGCUAAAAUGGCGUUCGCGGCUGCUCGAAUGAUUCUCAAAGACAAGAGGAGGAAAACAUCAAAGGAGGACUUCGCUCCGAGGAACAGGAGUAAGGCGCGCAGCGGAAGCGCAAGUAGCUAUAGAAGUCUGAGUCAGGCUCGCAACAAGCCCGCCGACGGUCACGUGGCCCAGAAGCUGCAAGCGGGCCAGAGAACGCCCACCCAUGGCCCCAAAAACGGCCCCCCGAAGACGCCCAGCAAGCCUUCGCAGAAGAGCGCUGCCCAGAAGGGCCAGCCCAUUAAGCAAGCUCCGGCCAAGGCCGCCGCCGCCGCGGUUAACAAAACGACCAAGAAGACCAAGAAGGGGAAGCAUCACCAGCAUGAUCUCAUCGUCACCAUUAACCUGACGGAAUAUGGGCUGUCGGAAGACCAAGUGGCAGAAUUCAAGGAGGCUUUCAUGCUGUUUGAUAAGGACGAAGAUGGAACGAUAACUAUGGCAGAGCUGGGGGUGGUGAUGAGGUCCUUGGGACAGAGACCAACAGAAACGGAGCUCCGAGAUAUGGUGAAUGAAGUGGACCAAGAUGGAAACGGGACAAUAGAGUUUAACGAGUUCUUGCAAAUGAUGUCGAAGAAAAUGAAGGAUGCAGACGGGGAGGAGGAGCUGAAAGAGGCAUUCAGAGUUUUUGAUAAGAACAACGACGGAUUGAUAUCAUCCAAUGAGCUACGCCACGUGAUGACCAGUUUGGGGGAAAGAUUGUCCGAAGAAGAGGUCGAUGACAUGAUCAAGGAAGCUGAUUUGGAUGGCGAUGGGCAAGUCAACUACGAAGAGUUCGUCAACAUUCUGACAGCCAAGAAUUAGGCAGAGACUGCAAGAAUAUGGUCCAAUUUAAAGAACUGCUUAUAUCAAAGAAAGCCCAGCAGCAAAAGUUUUCAACUAAUACAUUAAUAAAUUAACUUAAAAAAUAUUCGUAUCCAUUAAAUUAUAAAGCACUGCUUCUAUAUUCUUUAUAAUUCAUCUAGAACCCUACGGGACAAACAAGAAACAAAUGCUAUACUUACAGGGUGGAGAUAAUUAUUAAAAUAAUCACCAAAAAUUAUUUUUAUUAAAAUAGCCUUUCUUAGUGGAUAAUUACUUUCAAAAUAAUAUAUUUAUUGUUAGGCCUUUUCGAGUCUUUCUAAAGUACGUUUAAGGUGAAAAGUUCUUUCCUCCGUUUCUAAGAAUUAAAGAAUGAGAAACGAAAGCUUGACAUGAGGUUGUUACUAACAAAUAAUAAUCGCAAAAUCUUAGUCUACACGUUUAAUUAGAUAGCAGUUAAUUUUAAGACAAUUAAGUAUAUUCCAUUUUAUAAUGCUAAGAUCCAAUAAUAAAUUUUUUAUAAAGUUAAUUAUGAUGCUUUCGCGUUUUUGUAAUUAUGAUUAAGUAGUGUGAAAACUGUUCAUUUCGAAGAACAUAUUCAAUGUUAUAUUACAGUUAAAUGUUCAAAUGUAUAUAUGUGUUUAUUGGAGUCUUCCUUAAGAAAAUUGACAAACCGUCAGGAUGAAUUACGUUCUCGACUGCAUUUUUCAAUGUUUGUGGUUCUUGUAUUUUCAAUUUGCUUGAGGAGGACGUUCGUCAUAGACAAUAACAAUAAUAAUUGGUGAAUGGCUAUAAUUUUCAAUAUGUAUUUUGUAGUUUUUAAUACUUACAGUUAAAACUUGUUAUGUUGUAUAAAUUAUGUAAGUUCGUUUGUCGAAUAUAGCGUGUUUUAAUGACAAA
This is a messenger RNA of Zophobas morio, 1990 nucleotides long. Its product is annotated as neo-calmodulin-like. The transcript has 8 exons. The record is from RefSeq and is a predicted model, not a curated record. The coding region runs from base 263 to 1093 and encodes 276 amino acids. Lineage: Eukaryota; Metazoa; Arthropoda; Insecta; Coleoptera; Tenebrionidae. Gene Ontology annotation, molecular function: calcium ion binding. Gene Ontology annotation, cellular component: myosin II complex.